Closterium sp. Naga37s-1 is the source of this 1903-nucleotide messenger RNA. The record is from the annotation of a GenBank genome assembly. NCBI's taxonomy places the organism in Eukaryota, Viridiplantae, Streptophyta, Zygnematophyceae, Desmidiales, Closteriaceae.
CAUCAACCACGCGUGUCGCUGUGGUGCCCUGCGCGUCAUCUCGCUGCGCCGCCACACACCCGCCCUCCACCGCCUCGCCCUGCGCCUGCACACCGCUCUCUCUGCCUCCCGCAUCGCGCCCCACCGCACUGCACGCCCGCCCCAGGAGCACCCGAUGGCAGGGCGCGCAGCAGCGGCAGCGGGCGUGCUGGCAGCGCUGGGAGCAGCGGCACCGGCGCGGUGGGAUGAGGACGUGGCGGAUAUCGAAUCACUCUCUAACGAGCAUGACCUGGAGGGGUUCCGCGGGGGAUUUGAGGGGGAGGGGUGGGUGGUUGGGGGUGGGGGGGGCGGAGGGCAGGGGGCGGACAUGAAGAAUGGGGAGGCGGAGGAAGCAGGAGGAGGGCGUACUGUGGGAGGAAUGGGUGCGGUCAUUGAGAGCGGUGGCGAGGGGUUCAGGGAGGGCGAGGAAGCACAGUGUGGUGGCAGUGACUGUGGUGUGAGAGAUGGAGGUGGUGAGAUGCCAUGGGGCAGGCGUGCGUGCCAUGAUGGCCAGCAACUCAGUGAGCAGCACAGCCGUGCCGCCUGCCCUGCACCACCCUGCUUGCCACCGCCCCACGUGCCUCUGCCACACCCUAGCCAAGCGUGCAAGAUGCAGCAGGGUGAAGACAUGCGUGGUGAGGGGGAGCAGGUGGCAGCGGUACAGGUCACACAAGGGACCGCCGUGUGUGCUCACCAUGCACGCCCAGCAGCUCACGGUGUUGUGAGGGCAGCAGAGGGGCGGGCAUGGGAGCAGCGCGGCCAGCGCCCCCCACAAGGGGGCGUGCUGCCUGCCCACCCCGGCCCUCCCCUCUCCCGCUCCCCCGCACGCCCAUCCCAUGGCACCGGGGGGGGCAUGCGGUGCGAUUCACAGCAGUGCAGCGCGGCACAGGCACGUGAACGCGAAUGCGGGCGCGGAGGAGAAGGUGUGCAGCGAGGGCAGCGCGGCCACAUGACAGCGCUGGACGUGCUGCUGCUGCCCGCGCCACCCCCCUCGCUUGCUCCCCCGCCUGCCGCCUCUCUGCUUCACCUCCCCCACCCGCCUUGCUUGCUUCCCCGCCUGCUGCCUCCGCGCCUGCCCCCCACCACCCCCACCUGCACGCCCCGCGCCCUGCUUCCUCCCAGCGCUUCCCGCGCCGCUGUGCUGGCUGAGCGCCGCUCUGCCGUGGCCGCUGAUGGCCGUGUGGACGGGCCGUGGGAUGGGGGGGGAGGCGGAGUGGGGAGUGGGGGAGAGGGAGAAGGAAAAGGAGUGCAUAGGGCGGUGGUGGGAGGGGGAGAAAGAGAGGCAGCGAGUAGUGUGGGCAAGGUGGGCGGGUGUGGUGGGGGGCGGUGGCAGCAGCUGGUAGGGCCGGCGAGGGUGGAGGGGCGCGAGCACGGUGGGGGGGAAGAGGAGGAGGGGCAGAGCGAGGCAGACGAGGGAAGGGUUGUUGAGCAGCGGCAGGGAGGGCGGGCGACGGGGGAGGAGGAGGGUUGGAUGGCGAUCAUGAGGGAGGAUGGGAAGGGGAAGGAUGGAGGGGGGGAAGGUACAGUGGGUGAGCAGAUGGCGUGCAGUGGCCGGCAAAGCGUGGGUGAAGAGAGGUGCUGGGAGGGAGGAAGCGGUGAAGAGCGGUGCUGUGGGGAGAUGGGAUUGGGAUGCAGCAGCAGCGGGGGGCGGAGUGGGUGUGAUGGGAGACAGGUGGGGAGCAGCGAUGGGGCAGCGCUGGCAGGGGUGGUGGAUGGGGGCGAUGCCAUGGUGCCGUCAGCAGGGAGGCGAUUAGAGAAAGACAUGGCGAUGUGUGUGAGACGGCGGACGGGGAAGGGCGCUGGGGACGAGUGGAGGGCGAGGGGGAAGGAGGGGAGGGAGGAGGGGAGGGAAGAGGGGAGGGAGGACAGGAGGAGAUUGGAAUGA